AUGGACGCCUUCUCCGGAUACAACCAGAUCAGAAUGGCGCCUGAAGACCAAGAACACAUGGCUUUCAUCACCGACUUGGGGGUGUAUUUCUACAAAGUCAUGCCCUUUGGGCUCAAGAACGCAAGCGCCACCUACCAGAGGGCCGUGAACAAAAUGUUCGCCGCUCAAAUCGGGCGGAACAUCGAAGUCUAUGUCGAUGACAUGAUCGUCAAAAGUCGCAUGGUGGCAGACCACCUGACCGACUUGGCUGAAACAUUCUCUACACUCCGGAAGUAUGGCCUACGGUUAAACCCGACAAAGUGCACCUUCGACGUCGGGUCGGGAAGGUUCCUCGGAUUCAUCGUGCAUGAAAGGGGAAUCGACGUGAAUCUGAAAAAGCGACUAAACGGACGGCUUGCUGCCUUAUCCCGAUUUCUGUCUCGGUCCGGUGAUCGUUGCCUCCCCUUCUUCCGGGCGUUAAAAAACCCCAAGGACUUCCAGUGGACGGUGCAGUGUGAAGAGGCUUUUACACAAGUCAAGCGGCACCUGGCCAACCUUCCCCGCCUUGCUUCGGUCGUCUUCGGGGAAAAGCUCAGCGUUUACUUGGCCGCCUCCCAGCAUGCGGUCAGCUCCGUCCUAACCAAAGAAGUUUCCGGGGAGCAACUACCGGUCUACUACGCCAGCCACAUCCUGAACGGGCCCGAGGAGCGGUAUCCGCCGCUCGAAAAGCUCACUUUGGCACUUGUGCUGGCAUCCCGGAAAUUACGCCCUUACUUCCAGGCUCACACGAUUGAGGUAAUCACUGACCAGUCGCUCCGGCAGGUUUUGUCUAAGUUUGAUGUCGCAGGUCGACUCCUCAAGUGGUCGGUAGAACUCGGAGAGUUCGACAUACAUUACGUUCCAAGGACUAUCAUCAAGACCCAGUCCGUAGCCGACUUCAUCGCAGAACUGGCCGAUGGCGGGAAUGGAAGCCCCGAGCAGACGGAGGAGGCGUGGGACUUGCACGUGGACGACUCGGCUACCUCCAGCAGCGCCGGCGCGGGGUUGGUACUCUCAGCUCCCGACGGACGCUCAUUCGAACGAUCCCUCCACUUCGGGUUCCGGGCCACCAAUAAUGAAGUCGAAUACGAGGCGCUCCUGGCUGGACUUAAGCUGGCCCUUGAAAUGCAGGUGGACGUCAUUCACAUCUUCACUGACUCGCAGCUCGUCGCCGAGCAACUUAGCGGUGGGUACGAAGCCAGAGAACCAACCAUGGCAAGGUACCUAGCAGAGGUAAAAAUCUUAGCUUCCAACUUCUCCCGCUUCACGUUAUCCAAGGUACCGAGGAACCAAAAUGAACGAACCGAUGAAUUGGCAAAGAUGGCUUCGAGACUGGACCACGGAAACCGCCCCGCGAUCGAAGAUCUCCCAUCCCGCGCCAUCUCAGUUUUGUCUGUAGCUCUGGCCGAAGCGCGCACCACGUGGGUACAGGAGAUGCUGCUCUUCAAACGCAACGGGGUCCUUCCCGACGACGAAGCCGCGGCGCGCCGCAUUCGCCGAAUGCAAGCAUGGUAUUCCGAGGUGAACGGACGGCUCUACAAACGGUCCUUCUCACAGCCCCUGCUGCGAUGCCUCGAGCCUAGCGAAGUGAAGGCAGUCCUCGCCGAGGUCCACGAGGGGAUCUGCAGGGAGCAUAUCGCUGCUCGAACCUUGGCCUACAAAAUCCUUCGUCAAGGAUACUACUGGCCCACCAUGUCUCAAGACGCUAGAAACUACGUGCAGUGGUGCGGGCCCUGCCAGUGGCACGCCCGAACGCCCAGGCAGUCGGCGGUCCCCUUGUCCCCCAUCGACUGCGCAUGGCCCGUCGCUCAAUGGGGAUUGGACCUCCUCGGCCCUUUUCCACGGGCCUCGGGGCAACGACGAUACAUCAUCGUGGGCGUGGAUUACUUCACCAAAUGGACCGAAGCCGAGCCGCUAGCGACAAUCACGGAACGACAAGUGGAGAAAUUCGUUUGGAAGAACAUCAUGACUCGAUUUGGCUUGCCAGAGGCCAUCAUCACGGAUAAUGGACCCUAG
This is a messenger RNA of Musa acuminata AAA Group (dessert banana), 2034 nucleotides long. RefSeq lists its product as uncharacterized. Gene Ontology annotation, molecular function: nucleic acid binding; RNA-DNA hybrid ribonuclease activity. NCBI's taxonomy places the organism in Eukaryota, Viridiplantae, Streptophyta, Magnoliopsida, Zingiberales, Musaceae. The record is from RefSeq and is a predicted model, not a curated record. Gene Ontology annotation, biological process: DNA integration. The coding region runs from base 1 to 2034 and encodes 677 amino acids. The transcript has 2 exons.